ACGGAGCAGCAGAGGAACAUUUUCAGCCAUCUGGACUCAGCUGAGUCACUACAGAGGAAACAAUGAGCUCAACACAGAAGGACCAACAUGGAGCGAGAAGUCAGCACUCUCAGGAGGCCGACAAACCUCACAGAAGAAUGAGAGAGAAAAAACACACCUGUGACGAGUGUGGGAUGGGUUUUACUGGGCAGGCUAAACUAAAACGUCAUCAGGUCAUCCACACUGGAGAGAGACCAUUCAGCUGUGACUUGUGUGGAAAGUCUUUUUCCUGGAAGAGUGCCCUAAAAAGACACCAACUCAUCCACAGUGGAGUUAAAGUGUACAGCUGUGAUCAAUGUGGCAAACAGUUUAUAAACAACACAUUGUUACAACGCCACGUGUUUACCCACACUGAGGGGAGACCUUAUAAAUGCGACCUGUGUGAGAAGACUUUUAAAGCUCCACGUUACCUGAGAGAACACCAACAGAUCCACACCAGAAAGAGACUCUACAAGUGCAGUUUUUGUGAGAAGCAGAGCGACACAGAUGGAUCCAGUUCUCAACACUGUUAUCACUGUGGUGGUUGGAAAGAGUUUCUCUGUGACCUUUGUGGAAAAACUUUCAGCCAUAAAAAAAACCUAAAAACACAUCAACGUAAACACACCGGAGACAAACUGAAAUACUGCAAAGAAUGUGGGGGAAGUUUCACCACAUCAAGUAGAUUAAAACGCCAUGAACUGAUUCACAGUGGGGUUAAAAAGCACCUCUGUGAUCAGUGUGGGUCAUCCUUCACCACUGCAAGUGAGCUUAAAACACACAAACGAGGCCACACAGGAGAGAAACCGUACAAGUGCAGACACUGUGACAAAAGCUUCUCACGCCCAUGUCAUUGUAACAAGCAUGAACGUACACACAUGGAAGGAAACUACAGCUGUGAUCAGUGUGAGAAGAGCUUCAGGAAUCUCAGUUCAUACUCCACACACAAACGAUCCCACGUUACUAAUAAACUGUUUCACUGUUACCAAUGUCCCAAAACAUUCACUAAAUCAUCUGCUCUGUGCAAACAUCAGCGUAAUCACUCAGGGCUGAAAUCACUCCCAUCACAGUGAAUCUGCAGAGACAGAAAGAUCCUCUUCUGGUUUCAGGGUCUGUUGGAUUUAAGUCAACCCUGCUGGUCAAGGCAGAAAUGGUUACUGAAAGCAACCACACAGACACUGUACAUGGUGGUGACCUCUCAACUACAUCUCCAGUCACUUCAUUUAGGGCAUGACCUUUUAAACAAUCAACAUGCAUCAACUCUAACAAGGUCAGACUCAAAACCCUUGAGAUCAGGCUCCACAGAGUUCAGAUAGAAUCUCCUGUAAAGAUCUGUUGAGGCAUCUAUGAAUGAAAAUGUUCUGUUACUUACAUUUUAAGCUUUUUAAGAACACUGUUCUGCUUCAGUGUUCAUGUUGAGUGGUUCGCUUUGUUCCAGCAGUUGGGUGAAGAAAUCUGUUUUCAUGUUAUCAAGUUUUUCUUUAAUGUAUUUUGAUCCAUGUGUUCUGCAGAUGUUAUUUUGUUCACAUUGUUUGUGUUAUGAAGUCUAGCAAAUAUAAAAUAAACAUUUAAAAUGUUAAACCAAGAAA
Neolamprologus brichardi is the source of this 1604-nucleotide messenger RNA. Lineage: Eukaryota; Metazoa; Chordata; Actinopteri; Cichliformes; Cichlidae. The record is from RefSeq and is a predicted model, not a curated record.